CACUUGACAAUCAUCAUUGAUCCACAUAUCAAAGCAACAGACACCUACUGGGUGCAUAAAGAUCUCACUGAACGUGGCUAUUAUACAAAGAACAAGGAUGGGAAAGACUAUAGAGGUGAGUGUUGGCCAGGUACAUCCGGUUGGCCGGACUUGUUCAACCCAGACGUUCGUAAAUAUCUAGCUGAUCAAUAUCUCUUGGAAAAUUUCAACGCAACGAGCAAGGAUGUGUUCAUUUGGAACGACAUGAAUGAGCCGAGCGUAUUCAGUGGGCCAGAACUAACAAUGCCAAAAGAUAAUUUACACAACACCGAGAUGGGAACAUAUGAACAUCGUGUGGUGCAUAAUUUGUACGGUCACAUGCAGUUGAUGUCAACUUUCGACGGUCUUGUUCGUCGUGGAGCAGGUAAGCUGCGUCCAUUCAUCUUGACUCGUAGCCAUUUCUCCGGCAGUCAGCGUUAUGCUGCCAUUUGGACAGGAGAUAAUACGGCUGAAUGGGGUUAUUUGCAAGCGUCUUUGAAGAUGUGCCUAUCAGAAGCUGUCAGUGGGUUCUCGUUCUGCGGAGCUGAUGUUGGCGGUUUCUUCAAAAAUCCAAACGCAGAAUUGUUGGAACGUUGGCAUCAAACCGGAGCCUUUUUACCUUUUUUCCGUGCUCAUUCUAAUAAUGACACUGAACGGCGUGAGCCAUGGCUUUAUCCCAAAGCCACAAAACUCAUAAUUCGUGAUGCAAUUCGCAAGCGAUACACAUAUUUGCCACUGUGGUAUGUGUUGUUCUACGAACACGAACGCUACGGUUACCCAGUGAUGAGACCACUUUUGAGCCACUAUCCAAAUGAUCCAGAGGCGUUUGCCAUUGACAACGAAUUCUUGUUGGGUGAUAGGCUCUUAGUUCAUCCAGUAACACAGUUAGGUGCCACCAAAGUCGAUGUGUACUUUCCACGUAACAGCCCAACUGGUGAAGGCGACUUUUGGUAUGACGCCGAUGAUUUCACACUGUUUAAUUCAGUCGGUUACGUUACCAUUCCGGUGAAUAGCUACAAGAUUCCAGUUUAUCAACGCGGCGGUGCUGUCAUCCCGAAGAAAGGACUUGUCCGUCGGGCAUCGACAUUGAUGAAGAACGAUCCAUACACGUUGAUCGUCUGCUUGGAUCGAUUCAAGGAAGCCAAUGGCACUCUCUAUGAAGAUGAUGAAGAAAGCUACGACUACCGCAACGGAAAAUACGUUUACUCACAAAUUGAGUUCAAAAGCAAUGUGCUCAGCAGCAAAUUGAUCGAUCCGACUGCAACAUUCGAAACAUUGGCUUGGAUCGAACGUGUCGUCAUUGCUGGUUUGGACAAAGCCCCAAAAUCAGCCACACUUUCAACCGCAUCCAAACGCGUCUCACUUGAUGUUGUCGAACACCAACGUGCAUACUCCGUUCGUAAUCUUGCUGUUAAUAUUGCUGAAGAAUGGGAGAUUACUUUGAACUACUAAAGUUUUGUUUGAAAAUAUGUUGAAAUAUUAAGAAGUUAAUUUUAUCUCAACAAAGAAAGUGAUGAUAAUAGGUGAAACACCACGAAUCAAUUUGCAACCACAGUUGUUCGCCGAAUUUAUUGCAUUUUUUUCUUCGUUAAACAUAUAUUCAAUACAUUCAUAGUUUGUCGUUGGUUGAAUAAUGUUUCAAAUAUAAAUGUGUUUUUGUAAUCAAUUUGUGUAUUUCAUGAUGGAUACAAUAAAAAUAAAA
Molecule: messenger RNA, 1720 nt
Organism: Sitodiplosis mosellana (orange wheat blossom midge)
Lineage: Eukaryota; Metazoa; Arthropoda; Insecta; Diptera; Cecidomyiidae
Product: neutral alpha-glucosidase AB-like
Exons: 2
Biological process (GO): carbohydrate metabolic process; N-glycan processing
Molecular function (GO): alpha-glucosidase activity
Source: RefSeq, a predicted model, not a curated record